AUGAGUCCAACUCCAUCAAAGUCAAACGAAGAUGUGUUCAUUGACUUGGCCAACAAAUUUGGAUUUCAGAGAGACUCGAUGAGGAACGUUUGCGAUCAUCUGAUGAUUCAACUUGAUGGCUUUGUUCAUGUCUCGCUCACAAGCCUUAUUGUGACCUUACACGCCGAUUACAUUGGUGGUGAACAUGCCAACUAUUGUAAAUGGUACUUUGCCGCUCAACUCGAUCUCGAUGAUGCAAUCGGCCAGACAUCUCAUGCUAUCCUCGGGUUGACCAAACCGGCAAAAAAAUUGAAAUCAGCCUCUGCCGAGUCAUUGGAAUCUGCUCAAACGCGCUGGCAACAGGCUAUGCCCAACAUGUCCUCUUACGAUCGCAUGCGUCAGAUAGCACUCUAUCUUCUUGUUUGGGGUGAAGCUGCCCAAUAUUGUUCUCCAGAAUGUCAAAAUCGGGUCGAACCUGUUCCGCAAGGUCUUUACUUACGGGCUGUGAUCAGGCCGCUUGAUCGAUUUUUCAGGGAUCAAGGAUAUGAAUUGAUUGAUGGCAUCUUCAUGCGAAGAGAACAAGAUCAUAUGGACAUCAUUGGAUACAAUGACAUCAAUUCACUGUUUUGA
Molecule: messenger RNA, 609 nt
Organism: Melampsora larici-populina 98AG31
Lineage: Eukaryota; Fungi; Basidiomycota; Pucciniomycetes; Pucciniales; Melampsoraceae
Product: family 48 glycosyltransferase
Exons: 4
Coding region: 1-609 (202 amino acids)
Biological process (GO): (1->3)-beta-D-glucan biosynthetic process; fungal-type cell wall polysaccharide biosynthetic process
Cellular component (GO): plasma membrane
Molecular function (GO): 1,3-beta-D-glucan synthase activity
Source: RefSeq, a predicted model, not a curated record